Ipomoea triloba (trilobed morning glory) is the source of this 2306-nucleotide messenger RNA. RefSeq names its product potassium transporter 26-like. The coding region runs from base 132 to 2222 and encodes 696 amino acids. Lineage: Eukaryota; Viridiplantae; Streptophyta; Magnoliopsida; Solanales; Convolvulaceae. Gene Ontology annotation, molecular function: potassium ion transmembrane transporter activity. Gene Ontology annotation, biological process: potassium ion transmembrane transport. Gene Ontology annotation, cellular component: membrane. The record is from RefSeq and is a predicted model, not a curated record. The transcript has 6 exons.
UGGAAGUCUCCAAACCCUUUUCUCCUGUGUCUGAUAAGAAUGACCCUGAGAAUGGCCGCCGGUUCAGUGGUCGGCGUUGCUUCUCCGACAGUCAGUUGGUCUUUCCGGCGGCGACCCCUACCGGAGAUACUAUGAUUAGUUUCUAUCAACCGUACAGGUCUCAUCAUCAGCUCAAGGCAGGAAUAUCCUAUUCCUAUCCACCCAUGGAGACGCUACUCCUGGCCUACCAAUCCCUCGGAGUCGUGUACGGCGACCUCGGCACCUCCCCGGUGAACGUUUUCUCAGCCACCCAACUCACCAAUCUCAGCGAAGACGAUCUGAUAGGCACACUAAGCCUCAUCUUCUGGGCCCUAACCAUACUAGUCUUGAUUAAAUACACCUUCAUCGUUAUCCAUGCAGACGAUCAUGGCGAGGGCGGCACUUUCGCCCUGUAUUCGCAGCUCUGUCAGCACAUAAACAUUCGGAGCAAGCUCGCCAUACAGAGCUGCAUGAAGGGCGAACCAGACGACGGCCCAGUGUAUUAUGGCGGAUCAGGAGGGCAGCUGAGGGCUAAGGCUAAGAAGUUUAUUGAGAACAGCCCGGGAGCUCAGAAUUUUCUUACUUUUAUUGUGCUGCUGGGGACUUGCAUGGUGAUUGGUGAUGGAACUCUCACGCCGGCCACUUGUGUUAUUUCAGCCCUUCAGGGAAUUCAAUCUGUCUCCCCAAAGAUAACUCAAGAUCAUGUUGUGUUCAUGUCUGCGGUUCUUCUAAUCGUCCUCUUUGCUUUCCAGCAUUGCGGAACCAAUAAAGUUAGCUUCGCCUUCUCCCCAAUAAUGCUAUUGUGGUUUGCCACUAAUACAUCUAUUGGCAUCUACAAUAUCAUAAAGUACCAUCCAUCCAUUCUCAGAGCCAUCUCUCCUCACUAUAUGGUGAAAUUCUUUAUAAGAAACCACAAGACCGCGUGGGAUCUUCUUGGCGCUGUGUUCCUGGGCAUAACAGGAGCAGAGGCCAUGUUUGCAGACUUAGGUCAUUUCAACAAAAGGGCAAUUCAGUUGGGUUUUUGUUUCGUUGUCUACCCAUCGCUCGUUAUCACCUAUGCUGGGGAAACGGCUUACUUAGUCAGGUACCCGGAGAAGAUCACAAACGCCUAUUACAGCUCUAUCCCGAAGGCUGUAUACUGGCCAAUGUUUGGAAUCUCUACCCUAGCUGCCAUAGUUGCAAGCCAAUCUAUGAUAUCGGCUUGUUUUUCCAUCGUGAAACAAUCCCUGUCUCUCGAGUGUUUCCCGAGGGUGAAGAUUGUCCACACUUCUUCCAAGCACGAAGGGCAGGUCUACUGUCCAGAAAUAAACUACACCCUAAUGGUUCUCUGUGUUGGUCUAGUUAUCGGCUUCAAGGGCGGUGUUGAACUGGCAAAUGCUUAUGGUGUGGUUGUGAUAUGGGUAAUGAUUAUAACUACUUUCUUGACAGCCCUAGUCAUGUUGCUCAUCUGGAACACAAAUAUUCUUCUAAUUCUAGGGUUUUUCUUGCCCUACAUACUGAUUGAAGGCUUCUUUAUGACCUCCCUGCUACGUAAAAUACCACAAGGGGGGUGGGUACCAUUUGCAAUCUCUGUUAUCCUAUUUGCAGUCAUGAUCUCUUGGACCUAUGGGAGCAGUAAGAAGAAAGAGUAUGAAGCUGAAAGGAAGAUGGCCCUAACAGAGUUAGAUGAAAUGUUAUCAGUCAGUUACAUGUAUAGAACACCGGGAACUUGUUUCUUCUUUACUGAUCUUGUCAACGGGAUUCCACCCAUUGUACGACACUACAUUCAGCACACGGGCUCUAUUCAAGAAAUCAUGGUGAUUGUCACGGUUAGGACUGUUCCUAUCAAAACCGUGCCCCCUGAGGAACGUUUCAGUGUACAGAAGCUAGGAGUGAAGGGGGCGUACAGAUGUUUGGUUCAGUUUGGGUACAAGGAUUCUCAGAAUGUUGGGGGAGAAGAAUGUGUUAGUUCAAUGAUUGCAAGGCUCCAGGAGGCAGCUGAAUCGAGUGGCGAAAAACAAAAAAUAAGUUCAGCCACACAGAGAGGGGUCAUUUUUGUGGUAGGCAGAACCAUUCUAAAAGCAAAUGGGCAGAAUGGCAGGUUUUCUAGGUUUACGAUAAACUAUUUGUACAGGUUUCUUCAAAAGAACUGUAGAGGGGCCAUUUCAACAGCUGAAUUCCCGCUCGACAAAACAUUGCAGGUAGGAAUGCUUUAUGAAAUCUGACAGGAUUUCUAAAUGUAAAACGCCUAAACUUCUUGUAAACAAGACCAUAAAGCUCCCUAAAUAUUCCCACUAAAAGAUUUCUAU